UGAGCUCCAACAAAACCAUUACUAAAGAAAUAUAAUCAUGAACAUUAUCUUUCCAAUAUCAUUAUUAACAACUUCCAUUUCAUAAUUACACAUAUAUAUUCCACCUACUCUCCUCUCCAAGCUUCUAUUCAAAUCCCAUUUGAGAAUCAACCAACACCACCUCAACACAAAAACAUAAUUAACAUGUCUUCAAGUUCCGGUACUAGUGCCACGCCUUACCCCAUCAAAACGAUUGUCGUUUUGGUUCAAGAAAACCGUUCCUUUGACCACAUGUUGGGAUGGAUGAAGUCCCUCAACCCGGAAAUUGACGGGGUCACCGGUUUGGAGUCAAACCAGGUUUCCACAUUCGAUCCAAACUCGAACCGGGUUUACUUCGGCGACCAGUCCGGGUUUGAAGAACCGGAUCCAGGUCACACGGUUGAGGAUGUCUACGAGCAAGUUUUUGGCGAGCCGUGGAGUGAAUCCUCGGCGGCAAAUAAACUGUCCCCGAGGAUGAAAGGUUUUGCCCAAAAUUCGGCAAAGCAAAAGAAGGGAUCAACGGCGGAAACGGUGAUGAAUGGCUAUAAACCGGAUUUAUUACCGGUUUACAAAGAGUUGGUUAAGGAAUUUGCUGUCUGUGAUAGGUGGUUUGCUUCGGUUCCCGGUCCGACCCAACCGAACCGGCUUUACGUGCACUCUGCGACGUCGCAUGGAUUGACCACACAGGACACGAAGAAACUUAUUGGAGGCUUGCCACAGAAGACUAUAUUCGAUUCUUUGGACGAAAAUGGGUUCAGCUUUGGAAUAUAUUAUCAGUACCCGCCAUCCACUCUUUUUUUUAGAAAUCUUAGGAAAUUGAAAUACAUAGACAACUUUCAUCAAUUCGAUUUAAAGUUCAAGAAACAGUGCAAAGAAGGGAAACUGCCAAACUACGUGGUGAUUGAGCAAAGAUACUUUGACUUGUUAUCACUGCCAGCGAACGAUGACCAUCCAUCCCAUGAUGUUGCUGAGGGGCAAAAAUUUGUGAAAGAAGUGUAUGAGGCACUAAGAGCUAGUCCCCAGUGGAAUGAAAUGUUGUUUGUGAUUAUAUACGAUGAGCAUGGCGGGUUUUAUGAUCACGUGCCAACCCCUGUGGAUGGAGUGCCUAGCCCAGAUGACAUUGCUGGUCCUGAACCAUUCAAGUUUCAGUUUGAUAGACUUGGUGUUAGGGUUCCUACCAUCAUUAUUUCUCCAUGGAUCGAGGCAGGAAAAGUGUUGCACGAACCUUCGGGGCCAUUCCCAACAUCACAGUAUGAGCAUUCAUCAAUACCAGCAACUGUUAAGAAAAUAUUCAAUCUACCUCAGUUUUUGACAAAGCGAGACGCAUGGGCUGGAACACUCGAAGAUCUCUUAUCUCUAAGCACCCCACGUACUGAUUGUCCAGUGAAAUUGCCUGACCCCGUCAAACUGCGAGAGGCUGCUUCCGCGGAACAACAAACGCAAUUGAGUGAAUUUCAAGAAGAUUUGAUAUAUAUGGCAGCAACUCUAAAUGGGGAUCAUAAUAAGAGUAUAUACCACAAGCUAACUGAGAACUUAACUGUUUCGGAGGCAGUGAAAUACUGUGAAGAUGCAUUUGGAACAUUCUUGAAUGAGUGUGAGAAAGCAAAGAAAAGUAAUAGAAUUGAUGGAUCUGAAAUUGUUUAUUGUGCUAGACCGCAUACGGCACCACAAUCCAAAAAUUUCUGGCACAAGAUGCUGUCAUGUAUAUUAUGUAAUUGAUAGUUAAAUAUAUUUUGGCUAAAUAUGUUUGAGAUCAUGAUAUAUAUCUUAUUUUUAUUUUAAAUUUCUAAUAGAUAUUUUUGCUA
Molecule: messenger RNA, 1823 nt
Organism: Glycine soja
Lineage: Eukaryota; Viridiplantae; Streptophyta; Magnoliopsida; Fabales; Fabaceae
Product: non-specific phospholipase C4-like
Exons: 4
Coding region: 184-1737 (517 amino acids)
Biological process (GO): phospholipid catabolic process
Molecular function (GO): hydrolase activity, acting on ester bonds
Source: RefSeq, a predicted model, not a curated record